Molecule: messenger RNA, 1128 nt
Organism: Parathielavia appendiculata
Lineage: Eukaryota; Fungi; Ascomycota; Sordariomycetes; Sordariales; Chaetomiaceae
Exons: 6
Coding region: 1-1128 (375 amino acids)
Biological process (GO): spliceosomal complex assembly; peptidyl-serine phosphorylation; regulation of mRNA processing
Cellular component (GO): cytoplasm; nucleus
Molecular function (GO): ATP binding; protein serine/threonine kinase activity
Source: RefSeq, a predicted model, not a curated record
AUGCCUCACUCCGUCGUUGUCUUCGAGGGAGGCCAGUUACGCGCGCUCCUCGCUCGGGGGGCUGACACGGCCCAGCUUGACGACCGAGGCAACACGCCGUUGUCGGCGCUGCUGCGCAGAGUGACCGCCGACGUGGUUCGGCUCCCAGAUGUGUGCCACUGGUUGAAGCCCCUGAGCAGGGGCGCCGAUGUCGACCGGAUGAAUGACGACGGUCUUUCGGUGGGCGACUAUAUCGAGUUGCUUAGGAAGAUGCCGGAGGCAGCUGAGGUCCUUACGGCAAUCGGCGAACUCCUCCACAACACAUACCAGGUCAUUGCCAAACCCGGCUACGGCAGUGCCUCGACGACAUGGCUCUGCCGCGACCUUCAAAACCAUCGCAAUGUCACGCUCAAGAUCUACCCGUCGGGCGAGGCUCAAACGGCCCGCGAGGUCGCCGCUUUAAGGCACAUCAACAUUGUCCUCGCCACCCGUCCGCCCAGCAAGCAUCUCGGUGCAAAGAGCAUCCGGACUCUGCUCGACAAAUUCGACAUCACGCGCCCCAAGACGUCACGCACGAACCUCUGCCUCGUUUUUGAGCCUCCAAGUGUAUCUGUCGGCGAGGUCAGGACACUCGUGUACAACGGCCGGAUGCCCAUCGACAUGGUUAAGUCUGUCGCCUUUUACGUUCUACAAGCCUUCGACUUUCUCCACCACAUUCAAGAAUCCAACAUCCUCUUCGCUGCCCCGCGGAAGGUCUACAAGCACCACGCCAUCUACUCGAGCCGGGUGGUAGGGCUGUCCACUCCGUCAAUACCGGUGCUCUGCGACUUUGGCGAAGCCCGGUUUGGCGAAGAAGCCUACGGCGAGCACGCCAUGCCCGAUCUGUACCCCGCGCCUGAGAUCCUCUUGAGGAUUGGGUGUGGGUGGGGGUUAGAAUCUGGGCGCUGGGGCUUGUGGACGAAUCUCUUCAACGACACCAACGGCGGGCAGAGUAAAUCGGCCCUGCCGCAUAUGGCGUGCAUGGUCAGCCUCCUGGGCCCGCAGCCGCAGGACUUGUUGGACAUGACGCCUGUGACAGAGGAGUUCCUUGACAAGAGCGGGCGACUAAAACAGGAACACCAAGUGGCCGAGACGUCGUUGGAGGGCUGA